This is a messenger RNA of Paramecium pentaurelia, 185 nucleotides long. NCBI's taxonomy places the organism in Eukaryota, Ciliophora, Oligohymenophorea, Peniculida, Parameciidae. The record is from the annotation of a GenBank genome assembly.
AUGGAUUUAUGUGAGUAAUUUAAAGAAACUGUAAAAUUAUAUUUAAAAUAUAGCUUUAAGAAUAAGAUGACAAUAGCAGAUAAAUAUUGAUGUUUAGUGUAAGUAGAAAAUUGAGUAGAAUAUUUCCUUUUCCUUCAGUUACCAAAUAUAUUGACAUAUUUACUGAUCGCCAGUCAAUUAUAUGA